CUUGCAUGAUUCUUCAGUGAUUUACACAGUAAUUGUUCCGAGGUUGACGCAAUCACUCACGUGACAGCCUGUCCGGGAUGAGCCCCACAGCGCGUAUGGCAGCUUCCACCUGCGCGUUGCCCGACACGGUUCGGUACCUUACAUACCCUGAUGUAGCGUAUUGACACAAGGCAUCUUGUCGUAGCCCAGGCAGAAGCCCAAGGAGCGCCCAGACCGACGAGAGGCUGGGAUUUGAAGCUAUUGAAUUUUCUGUCACCGCUGCCCUCCGUUCUAUGAGAGAGCGCCUCUCAUCACGUCGCCGAAAUGCCUGCCCCCGGCGACCAGCACACUAGCAUUCCCAACCCCUUUGAGGAACCCAAGCAGCGCAUAUCCGAGUACACUGCCCAGGAGAUUGCCACACUCCAGAGCCGACUCGAGAAGCAGCUCGGCCCGGAGUACCUCUCAUCACGCCCUGGCCACAAUGGCCAAAAGGUCUACUACAUCGGCGCCGAGAAGUGCAUUGCGCUUGCCAAUGAAGUGUUUGGCUUCAACGGAUGGUCAUCGAGCAUCGUAAACCUCCAGCUGGACUAUUGCGAUGUGGAGCCGAACACGUUCAAGGUCAACAUCGGCCUAUCCGUCAUCGUCCGGGUCACGCUGCGCGACGGCACAUACCAUGAGGACAUCGGGUAUGGCCACAUUGAGAACGGCAGGGGGAAGGCGGCUGCAUACGAGAAAGCGAAGAAAGAAGCAACCACAGACGCGCUGAAGCGGGCGCUGAGGCAGUUUGGAAAUGUGCUCGGCAACUGCAUCUACGACAAGGCAUACCUGGCAAAGGUCACCAAGAUGAAGGCCGCGCCAGUAAAGUUUGAUGAGAGCGGUUUACAUCGGCAUCCCGAUUUCGUUGUCAAGACGGAUCCGGUGGUGAAUCAGGUGUCCAAGGAGCAGACGAGUGCGCCGCAGCAGGCGCCGCCGCAGUUGCCAAGUGCAGAAUCAUUCGAGGAUUUCCUGGGAGAGCUGGACGAGGCAGACUUCAACAUUUCUGAUGAGGGCCAUCCAGACGAGGUUCUCCUACCUAACUCGAGUGAGACAUACUCAAAUCAGUCCAGUGCGUCGAACAGUAGCCGUAACCAAGCUGGCAAUGCCGGAAACAAGUCUAUGCAGCCCCCAGCAAGACAGUUAGCGAGGUCAGUUUCAGCAGGCAGCAACCCUCCUCGACAGGCGCCACAGACGCCAGUCCAGCAACCACCGCGGCCCAACUCCAACAACUUCCCCGGGGCACAGAACCGUGGUCCUCCUCAGGGUCCACGGCCUCCGCAGCAAUUCAACCAAAACAGGCCAGCGGCUCAGUCCAAUAGUGCCAACCAGAAUCAGAAUCAGAACCAGAACCAGAAUCAGAACGCUCAAGCUCACAAGGUACCUCCACAAGCCGCUGGAAACAACAGCGCGGCACCUACGAAAGAACCUGGCGACUUCUUUUCCGCCCGAGCCGUGAAACAGAUCCCGGAAGACAUCCUGGUCCAUGGCACGAUAGCCCCCAAAGCAGACCAAGCUUUUAACCCUCACUACGAAAGCCCGUCCAUCCGCCGGACGCCAGGCGUAGACCGCAGGACGAGCAGACCGGUGACCAAGAGCGGCCAGCACGUCCCACCGAGGAUAAGUAUCGCCGAUGACGUGAAUGACCCGGACAUCAGCGCGACUGCCGCGCCAAUCAAACCAGGUGCCAUGGGCGGACAACAACAACCAAAACAACAACAACAACAACAACAACAACCCGCCGCAGCUGCCGGCUCCGGUCCUAGUCGGCCAGUCGUGCAGAAUGGGAGACCGGGACCGGGACCGGGACCAGGGAAUGUUGUGAACCCACAGCUGGACCAGACAAGACGGAUCGGCGCGCCUCCUAUCUCGUCCAGUCCGGUCGGGAACCGCGGGCAGUUCCGGCCGCUGACUGUCAAGAGGCCUGCAGCUGUUGAUUCUUCUGGUCCUGGACACAACGGUGGUGGCGUGGCGAGGGUGCCGCUGGAGGACGUCUCGAAUAACCCGUUCCCUGGGGUGGGGGCUGCGGGAGGAAAUCCGUCUGAGCCGGAUGCGAAGAGACUGCGGACUUCGUAGGAUGAGUUCAUUUACGACGAAGGGUCGGUUUAGAUGAGGGAGGUGGAUUGGUUAGGAAGGGAGUGUGCGGAUCAGAUGUGGCUUAUGUGCGCGGGAUCGAACCGCUCCGGAUUGAGUUGCGCUCAUUGCUUCUGGGCUUUUCAUUACCUCAUCCUC
Molecule: messenger RNA, 2244 nt
Organism: Chaetomium strumarium
Lineage: Eukaryota; Fungi; Ascomycota; Sordariomycetes; Sordariales; Chaetomiaceae
Exons: 4
Coding region: 304-2088 (594 amino acids)
Biological process (GO): mitotic recombination; DNA recombinase assembly; double-strand break repair via single-strand annealing
Cellular component (GO): nucleus
Source: RefSeq, a predicted model, not a curated record